AAAAAGAGCAUAACGCUGCCGCCGCUUUGGUGACAGUGACAGAAUAAAGCGUGUGUCGCGAAAAAAGCCUCCGAUUUCGUAUUAGAUGCGAUAUCACAUUGAUCACGUUGUUGGCAAAACGUUUUUAGUGAAAAUACAUUAUCGUGGUCUCGCUUUUUGAAACAGUUAAUUGCCGAGUUCGAGGUUUCUUGAGAUCGUGAACUUGGAAAAAGUUGAAGCGCCAGGCCAGCUGCAUUUUCAGUGUUCGAAAGAUUUGAAACAGCAGAACUUUUGUUUUUUUUUUUUUUUUCUAUAUUCUUACUAUUCAGAACACUUCCACUCUUUUUCUAGGCCCCGAAGUACAAUCGGUGCAUUCGAAAAAGCUGUUUUCUUCUUUACGGAAAUGUGAAACGCUGUGAAGAAUAAAAUUCAUACAUAAAGACUAUACGAACGUUUAUCUGAAGUUUGCCUAACCUCCAAAAUCGUAGCGAAGUGGCUGUUCCAACGAUCGACAAUUAAAAUUUAAUUUAUCGUUACAAAAUUUGUAAACAUGGAAGUUCAACGUCACUCAGUACAUACGUUGGUAUUUCGUUCGCUAAAACGAACGCACGAUAUGUUUUUAAUGGAUCAAAGUAAUUUACCGCCGAUCGAUAAUUCUCUGGAAAAAAUAAAAAAAGCGGUUAAAUCGAAAGAUUAUUACGGGCCGGUGCUCGAUCUCGUGAAACGGAAUAACAAUGCACGAAUGAGAAUUCAGAAUGAGGCUGCAGAGGAUCACCCACAAGAGGAAGCUUCACCUACAGAAAGCAACACAUCCGUUGUUGUUUACAACAAUACAAGUUCCAAUAGCGUAGUCACUUCGUCGAUGCCGCAGUCGAACGCAACGACAACUAAUUCCAUGGUGAUGGCACAGAAAAAGUCGCAUUCCAUUGCCAAACCAAAGUGGCAUGCACCAUGGAAACUUUAUAGAGUUAUUAGUGGGCAUCUGGGAUGGGUACGUUGUUGCGCAGUGGAGCCUGGAAAUGAGUGGUUUGCAACGGGUUCUGCAGACAGAGUGAUCAAAAUAUGGGAUAUGGCAAGUGGAAAACUCAAAGUAUCCCUCACCGGACACAUAAGUACCGUACGGGGGUUGGCAUUCUCACAAAGGCAUCCCUAUCUCUUUUCAUGCGGCGAAGAUCGUCAAGUCAAAUGUUGGGAUUUGGAGUACAACAAGGUGAUAAGACACUACCAUGGACACUUGUCUGCUGUUUAUUCCAUGGCUCUACAUCCUAAUAUAGACGUUUUAGUAACUGCCGGACGUGACUCGACCGCAAGAAUCUGGGAUAUGAGAACCAAAGCUAAUAUACAUACUUUGGUGGGCCACACGAACACGGUAGCUAGCGUUAUCUGUCAAGAGGUAGAGCCGCAAAUAAUAACAGGAAGCCAUGAUUGUACAAUACGUCUCUGGGACUUGGCAGCUGGCAAAUCAAGAGGAACCCUCACCAAUCAUAAAAAAAGUGUUCGAGCAGUCGUAUUUCAUCCUACGGUUUAUAUGUUUGCUUCUGCUUCUCCAGACAACAUCAAACAGUGGAAAGGUCCUGAAGGCAAAUUUAUUCAGAACUUGUCUGGACACAAUGCUAUUGUUAAUUGUCUGGGAGUCAACUCGGACGGAGUUCUCGUGUCAGGUGCAGACAAUGGCACGAUGUACCUCUGGGACUGGAGAACCGGGUACAAUUUCCAACGCCUCCAAGCCCCUGUUCAACCUGGCUCAAUGGAUAGCGAAGCUGGUAUUUUCAGCAUCACUUUUGACAUGUCCGGCACCAGAAUGAUCACCACUGAAGCCGAUAAAACUAUAAAAAUGUACAAGGAAGAUGAUGAAGCCAGUGAAGAAACUCAUCCUGUCAACUGGAAACCUGACAUCAUCAAGAGAAGAAAGUUCUAAUUCAAUCUCAAAAUUUCCAAUAAAAACCAGCCAAAAUCAAUGAGAAUUCCUCGUGUUCUAAUUUUUGUACAUAAAAAACCGACAUUUGCUGAAUAAAGUUUUUGUGUAAUUA
Messenger RNA from Venturia canescens, 2009 nucleotides. RefSeq names its product transport and golgi organization 4 (gene Tango4). Gene Ontology annotation, molecular function: protein binding. Gene Ontology annotation, biological process: mRNA splicing, via spliceosome. Bases 530 to 1897 code for a protein of 455 amino acids. The transcript has a single exon. Gene Ontology annotation, cellular component: precatalytic spliceosome; Prp19 complex; catalytic step 2 spliceosome. Lineage: Eukaryota; Metazoa; Arthropoda; Insecta; Hymenoptera; Ichneumonidae. The record is from RefSeq and is a predicted model, not a curated record.